AUGGUUCACUUGUAUCGUAUUGCGUCUAUCCCAGGCGACGGCAUCGGCCCUGAAGUGGUCAGCGCCACCAUCCAAGUGGUCGAAAAGCUCGCCAAAACUCUCGGAAGCUUCAAUAUUGAUUUCACCCAUAUCCCAUGGGGAACGGCAUAUUACAAAGAGCAUGGCAAAUAUGUCUCCGAUGAUUGUCUUGACACGUUGCGCAAGUUCGACGCCGGACUCUUCGGGGCAGUUGGCGCCCCAGAUGUGCCAGACCAUAUCUCACUGUGGGGCCUCUUACUUGCCAUCAGAGGCCCUCUGCAACUCUACGCCAAUGUGAGACCAGUGCGAACAUUCCCCGGCACCAAAUGCCCCCUCAACACCGCGACCGAGGGGAUUGAUUGGAUGCUCGUCCGUGAAAACUCAGAAGGCGAGUAUGCUGGCCAAGGUGGACGUUCACAUGUCGGUCAGCCAUGGGAAGCCGCGACAGAAGUUGCCAUGUUUACGCGUGUGGGCAUUGAGCGCAUCAUGCGCUUCGCGUUUGAGACGGCCCAGUCUCGACCUCGAAAGCAGCUUACAGUCGUGACGAAAAGUAACUCCAUGCGGAAUGGACUAGUUCUCUGGGACGAGGUCGCGGCGUUGGUUGCGAAGGAUUUCCCCGAUGUGACAUGGGAUAAGAUGCUUGUGGAUGCGAUGACUGUCCGCAUGGUCGGUAAACCACAUUCUAUUGAUACCAUUGUCGGCACGAACUUGCACAUGGAUAUUUUGUCGGACCUUGCAGCUGCACUGGCUGGAUCAAUUGGUGUGGCUCCUUCGGCGAAUCUGGAUCCGACGCGCAAGAAUCCGUCCUUGUUCGAGCCUGUUCACGGUAGCGCGUUUGAUAUCACUGGAAAGGGCGUCGCGAACCCAGUUGCUACCUUUUGGUCGGCAGCGGAGAUGCUGACUUGGAUUGGUGAGAAAGAUGCGGCAGACAAACUGAUGGGGUGUGUCGAGAGGGUUUGUGCUGCGGGUGUGUUGACGCCCGAUCUGGGUGGCACGUCGAAUACCCAAGGGGUGGUUGAUGCUGUGUGCAGCGAGAUCGAGAAAUUGAAUGUAUAG
Messenger RNA from Penicillium atrosanguineum, 1074 nucleotides. Its product is annotated as CheY-like superfamily. Lineage: Eukaryota; Fungi; Ascomycota; Eurotiomycetes; Eurotiales; Aspergillaceae. Gene Ontology annotation, molecular function: NAD binding; oxidoreductase activity, acting on the CH-OH group of donors, NAD or NADP as acceptor. The coding region runs from base 1 to 1074 and encodes 357 amino acids. The record is from RefSeq and is a predicted model, not a curated record. The transcript is spliced from 2 exons.